UUGUCCCCUACUGCGAGCGGUGUCGGUUGCCGUGCGGAAGUGGUGGCGGUGAGGGAAGAACAUGGCGGCUACUGCACCCGGUGCAGCGGCUAAUCGGGCCAAAAAGCGCAGCGGCCCUGGGCCGGGAGGCGGCGGAGGCGGCGGUGGGGGAGCCAAAGGGACGGAGGAGGAACCGCCGCCGCCCCUGCAAGCAGUUCUGGUGGCAGAUAGCUUCAAUCGCCGCUUCUUCCCCAUCUCCAAGGACCAGCCUCGGGUACUCUUGCCCCUGGCCAAUGUAGCACUACUUGACUACACUCUGGAAUUUCUGACUGCCACAGGUGUACAGGAAACCUUUGUCUUUUGUUGCUGGAAGGCUGCUCAAAUCAAGGAACAUUUACUGAAAUCCAAGUGGUGCCGCCCUACAUCCCUCAAUGUGGUUCGAAUAAUUACAUCAGAAUUAUAUCGAUCACUGGGGGAUGUUCUCCGUGAUGUUGAUGCCAAGGCCUUGGUGCGCUCUGACUUCCUUCUGGUUUAUGGGGAUGUCGUCUCAAACAUCAAUAUUACCAGAGCCCUGGAAGAACACAGAUUGAGGCGGAAGCUAGAAAAAAAUGUAUCUGUGAUGACAAUGAUCUUCAAAGAGUCAUCCCCUAGCCACCCAACUCGUUGCCAUGAGGACAAUGUGGUAGUGGCUGUGGAUAGUGCCACAAACCGGGUUCUCCAUUUCCAGAAGACCCAAGGCCUUCGACGGUUUUCUUUUCCUCUGAGUUUGUUCCAGGGCAAUGGAGAUGGAGUAGAGAUUCGCUAUGAUUUACUGGACUGUCACAUCAGCAUCUGCUCUCCUCAGGUGGCUCAACUCUUUACAGACAACUUUGACUACCAAACUCGAGAUGACUUUGUACGAGGCCUGUUAGUGAAUGAGGAGAUCCUAGGAAACCAGAUCCACAUGCACGUGACAACUAGGGAAUAUGGUGCCCGGGUCUCCAACCUGCACAUGUAUGCAGCAGUCUGCGCUGAUGUCAUCCGCCGAUGGGUCUACCCUCUCACCCCAGAGGCAAACUUCACUGACAACACAACCCAGAGCUGCACUCAUUCCCGGCAUAACAUUUACCGAGGGCCGGAGGUCAGCCUGGGCCAUGGCAGCAUCCUAGAGGAAAAUGUGCUUCUGGGUUCUGGCACUGUCAUUGGCAGCAAUUGCUUUAUCACCAACAGUGUCAUUGGCCCUGGCUGCCACAUUGGUGAUAACGUGGUGCUGGACCAGGCCUACCUGUGGCGGGGUGUCCAAGUGGCUGCUGGAGCACAGAUCCAUCAGUCUCUGCUCUGUGACAAUGCUGAAGUCAAGGAACAAGUUACGCUGAAGCCACACUGUGUUCUCACUUCCCAGGUGGUAGUGGGCCCAGACAUCACGCUGCCUGAGGGUUCGGUGAUCUCUUUACACCCUCCAGAUGCAGAGGAAGAUGAGGACGAUGGUCAGUUCAGUGACGAUUCUGGGGCUAACCAAGAAAAGGAGAAAGUGAAACUAAAAGGUUACAAUCCAGCAGAAGUCGGAGUUGCUGGCCAGGGCUACCUCUGGAAAGCUGCAGACAUAAACAUGGAGGAGGAAGAGGGACUACGGCAGAAUUUGUGGGGACUCAAAAUCAACGUGGAAGAAGAGAGUGAAACUGAAAGUGAGCAGAGUAUGGAUUCCGAGGAGCUAGAUAGCCUAGCGGGCUCCCCACAGUUGGAUGACAUCAAAGUGUUCCAGAAUGAAGUCCUAGGAACACUACAGCGGGGCAAGGAAGAGAACAUUUCUUGUGACAAUCUUGUCCUAGAGAUCAACUCUCUCAAGUAUGCCUACAACAUAAGCCUAAAAGAGGUGAUGCAGGUACUGAGCCAUGUGGUCCUCGAGUUCCCCCUGCAGCAAACGGAUUCCCCGCUGGACCCAAACCGUUACUGUUCCCUGCUGCUUCCCGUGAGCAAAGAUCGGGACUGGCUGCUCAAGUCCUGGAGUCCUGUUUUUAGAAACUACAUAAAGCGUGCAGCUGAUCAUUUGGAAGCAUUGGCAGCCAUUGAGGACUUCUUCCUGGAGCAUGAAGCUCUUAGUACUUCCAUGGCCAAGGUACUCAUGGCUUUCUACCAGCUAGAGAUCCUGGCUGAGGAAGCAAUCCUGAGCUGGUUCAGCCAAAAGGAUAUGACUGACAAGGGCCGACAGUUGCGCAAGAACCAACAGCUGCAGAGGUUCAUCCAGUGGCUAAAAGAGGCAGAAGAGGAGUCAUCUGAAGAUGACUGAAGUUGUACUGCCUGCUUCUGUGGGUGUGGUUGAUGGCUCUCCUGGCUUCUGGGCCAGAGCAAAUGAGAAGCUAGUUGCUGAAGGAUGAGUGACCACCAUCCAAGCUGAGACUUAAAGGAGCAGAGGCCAGAACUACAGUAUUCUUCCCACCGCCAGCAACCAUGUGCUUCCCAUCCUGACCAAGGAGUUGGGGAAAGGGAAGUUGGGCUGCAACAAAACUCUGCCUAAAGAGGAGCAAGGCAGGCCCUGCAGUUAGAGGAAGCCCAGAGGAAUGAUUUUGUGCUCUGGCUUUCCCUCAGGGAACAGCAGAGAGCAGCUUGCCCUUUCUGCUGCUUGUAUUUGUUAAUAUUAAAAAAGAGAGAGAGGGAUGUA
This is a messenger RNA of Neogale vison (American mink), 2617 nucleotides long. It is a transcript of the gene EIF2B5, whose product is annotated as eukaryotic translation initiation factor 2B subunit epsilon. The record is from RefSeq and is a predicted model, not a curated record. The transcript is spliced from 16 exons. Gene Ontology annotation, molecular function: guanyl-nucleotide exchange factor activity; translation initiation factor activity; translation initiation factor binding. Bases 62 to 2245 code for a protein of 727 amino acids. Gene Ontology annotation, cellular component: eukaryotic translation initiation factor 2B complex. Lineage: Eukaryota; Metazoa; Chordata; Mammalia; Carnivora; Mustelidae.